Molecule: messenger RNA, 1378 nt
Organism: Talaromyces proteolyticus
Lineage: Eukaryota; Fungi; Ascomycota; Eurotiomycetes; Eurotiales; Trichocomaceae
Product: putative MFS transporter
Exons: 5
Coding region: 116-1378 (420 amino acids)
Biological process (GO): transmembrane transport
Cellular component (GO): membrane
Molecular function (GO): transmembrane transporter activity
Source: RefSeq, a predicted model, not a curated record
AUUAUUGCACGUCCUGGUUCAUGCGUGUACUAUUUAAUCUUACUCGUCUACUCUUAUUCUACAUAAUCACCUUUGAUGAAUCACUAAAUCACCUCCACAACCAAGACAAUUAACGAUGACUGUUAUCAAAACAGUUACAACUCCAGUCAUGGAAGUGACAAAAACCGCUGAAUCCUUGAAAGUCGAUCGUAAAGGGCGACUGUUGAUACCGACUCCAACGAAUGACCAAAAAGACCCUCUCAACUGGCCAUUAUGGCGUAAAUCCGUCUGCCUUAUAAUAGUCAUUUAUGGCUACUUCAUGUUGACUUAUUUCACUACCACUAUCAUUCCUUCAUUUGGCUUUCUCGAAGAACAGCUCGGCAUAAAUUAUUCACAGGUUAGCUGGAGCUUUGCACUCCCGUGUCUUGGCCUUGCGACCAGCCCGCUCUUGUUGGGAGCAUUGGCGGAUAUUUAUGGCCGAAGACCAGCCUUGAUUGCAAGCACGGCGUUGGCUGUAGUUGCAAGCGGAUGUACCUCGAUCAAAACCAUUAAUUUCGGUGGUUAUAUGGCGGCGAGGUUCUUUCAAGGCUUCGGGGCGGGACCAUCCGCGAAUAUUGGCCUCGUGAUUAUCCAUGAUAUUUCUUUUGAGCAUGAAAGAGGGUUGAGGGUGGGCAUGUGGACAAUUGCGGCAAACACUGGAACUGUACUCGGUGGUGUCUGUAAUGUCACUACUCUUGUUCCUGACGCUUACCCUAACGACUCUCCUGUUGUUCAGGGAUUGCUUCUGAUAGGUCUCUUGGUGGGCUUGCUUGUUGCCGAGUUUGUCUGCUCCGGAAAUCUGAGCGAUAUGUUAAUAGACCGUCUGGCUAAAAAGAACGGUAACGUACGCGUUCCCGAAAUGAGGCUCUGGCUCGGAUAUCCGGCAGCCGUUAUCUCGUCUGUAGGACUUGUUCUCUGGGGUCUCAGUGUUGAUCAGAAUAUGCACUGGAUGGUUGGUCAGGUAGCUUUUUUCUUUUACGCCCUCGGGUUGCAAAUGGGAAAUACGGUUUUGUCUGCCUAUAUUGUGGAUAAUUAUCCUGAACACGCAAAUGAAGUAAUCACAUUCUAUACUGUCAUCAUUAAUAUUUCGGCAUUUAUUAACCCCUGGUUCAUUUACUAUUGGGUUGAAGGCUCAGGUUACACCUGGACGUUUGCAGCACAAUGCAUAAUAUGCACAUUUGGUCUAAUUCCACUAUAUAUUCUUCUCCAUAUUUACGGCCCUCAACUGCGGAAUGCUCGACCAAUGUAUAAUAAGCACAUCGAGGGAUUGCCCGCAACCGCGAGUUCAUCAAAUGAGAAAUACUUGACUCAAACAACCGAUGGCAGUGCAAUGGUAGAGCAAAAGCAGGUUGGGUACUAA